AACUUGUGGCUUGCUAGUGGCCUGACUCGGCACAUCACUAUUACAAUUGUCUAUCUAUUUGUUUGUUACAAAUAUUUUUUGAAUUAAUUGUUUUACAUAGCUAUUUACUUAUUUUCCUUUUUAAUUUUAAUUAUUAAUAAAUUCAAAGUUUAUUGAAGAUUACACACUCACUAUGCAUCUUGGAGUAAACAUAUCAAACGCGUUACAACAGCUGGAAAGUGUGAAAGCUGCAGUUGAUCAAAGUGAUGAUCCAAAAUUAAAGGCUGCAACAAACGAUGAUUUGAAUAUACUUAUCAAUCUUUUGGAAAGUCCCAUAUUAAAAAGUAUUGCUACUCUUCAUGACUCUGUGGGAAUGCUUGCCACUCAGGUAGCUCAUCAUCCUUCUAUCCUUCCUGGAGACUUUGAUAUUACGCCAGCUGGUGACCUUGCAUUGCAAUCAAGAAAUUUAUAUGGGACUCAUGAAGGUGAAGAAGAACAAAGGGUGCCUCAAGUUUCUCCACCACAUAGUUUAGAAUUUGGAUCUAAUUCUGACAAUGAAAGAAUCCUUGGUCUUGAUACUGCUUCUGUUGAUUCCAACAUGUCCCCUAAACAGGCCCGUGGAAUAUUAGAAAUGGCUCGUAAUGAUGAUUCACUUCCAUCUACAUCUCACAAUAUAGUAGCAGGCGAUUGGGCACAGGUUGAAAUUAUUAACUUGGUCAAUGAUGGCACUGGACUCGGAUUCGGAAUUAUUGGUGCUAGAACUAGUGGUGUCAUAGUAAAAACUAUUCUAGCUGGUGGUGUAGCUGAUCGAGAUGGGCGUCUUAAGUCUGGUGAUCAUAUUUUACAAAUAGGAGAUGCGCACCUGAUGGAGAUGGGGUCGGAGCAGGUGGCGGGCGUGCUGCGCGCGUCGGGCUCGCGCGUGCGGCUCGUGGUGGCGCGGCCCGUCGAGCCCGCCGCGCCGCCGCCGCCCGCGCAGCACCACCACGCGCCCGCGCCCGUCGUGCCCGCCAGAUUGUUAUCGGAUCCCGAAGCUUUGGACCGGUACCUGCUUGAUGCUGGCUUUGAGCAAGUUUUCCACACGCAGCCAACAUCGUUGUCGCACACUACGACCGCUUCGAGAUUUGUUUUUGACAAAUCAAUUACACCACCGCCAGAUUCUGAUGCAGAAUCACCAGAGGUAGACCGGUUUACUGUCCAACUGAAAAAAGACGAGAAUGGCCUUGGUAUUACAAUAGCAGGAUACGUUUGCGAGAAAGAAGAGUUGUCUGGCAUAUUCGUGAAGUCCGUGACACCAGGCAGCGCGGCCGCUCUGAGUGGGAAAGUCCGAGUCAACGACCGCAUUGUGGCUGUCGACGGCGUGUCGCUUGCUGGCAAGUCCAACCAGCGCGCUGUUGAUGCACUCAAGCAGAGUGGGAGCAUUGUCACAUUAGAGUUGGAGAGAUAUCUGCGUGGGCCAAAGUUUGAGCAGCUACAACAGGCGAUUGCUGCGGGCGAGAGCGCGGCGGCAGGCGGCGUGACUACCGUACACAACCCCUUCCUACAUAUGCACCGGCCCGAGCCGCCACUCACGCCCGACCGCGACAUGCAGAUGACGCAGCUGCACAACAAUUUGGACGGUGUAUCCCCGCCGCGCAGUCCGCCGCCGGCCGCGCCAGCCGCGCCCGCCGCCGCCGCCGCGCCGCCACGACCGCACCCGCCCUUCGAGAUGCCGCGCACCAAUGAACAGAAGGAAGCUAUCAAGCGCAAGUGGCAAGCUAUACUUGGCCCGGAAGUGGAGAUCGUGGUCGGCGUAGUGGUACGCGGUGGCGGCGGUCUCGGCAUCUCGCUCGAGGGGACGGUGGAUGUGGAGGGCGGGCGCGAGGUGCGACCCCACCACUACGUUCGUUCCGUGCUGCCGGAGGGACCCGUCGGCCGCGCCGGCGUUCAUCGGCCCGGGGAUGAGCUGCUUGAGGUGAACGGUCACCGGCUGCUGGGCAUGAACCAUCUGGAGGUGGUGUCGAUCCUGAAGGAGCUGUCGAGCGAGGUGUGCAUGGUAUGCGCCCGCCCGCGGCCACCGCCAGCGCUCGACCUCGCGCCGCCCGCCGCCACCCUCGUCAAGGCGAAGUCGGACGGCAGCCUGGCGGGCGCGGGCGCGGAGGAGGGUGGCUCUCUGGCGGCGGCCGGCAAGGUGCGCUCGCGCAGCCUCGAGCCGCUCACCGGCCUCGCCAUGUGGUCCUCUGAGCCGCAGAUCAUUGAAUUGGUGAAGGGCGAGCGUGGCCUCGGAUUUUCGAUCCUGGAUUACCAGGAUCCACUUCGGCCGGCACACACGCUGGUGGUGAUUCGUUCGCUCGUACCCGGCGGCGUUGCACAACAAGAUGGCCGCCUUAUACCCGGUGAUCGACUGUUAUUUGUCAAUGACCAGAAUCUGGAGGACGCGAGUCUAGAGCAAGCGGUGGCGGCGUUGAAGGGUGCUCCACGUGGUGUGGUCCGUAUCGGUGUUGCGAAGCCGUUGCCUCUCGCGGACGCGCCGCCACCACUUCCUGCCACCGCACCUCCUACAACUAUCGCCGACCAUGUACCCGAGUCUUAAUCACUUAAAGUCAUCAGGUAUUUAACGGUUAGUAGCGAAGGUACUGUCACGCCCACAGAAAACGAACACAGAUGACUAAUAUCUCAUUCUAAUUUCAAUUUCUCUUAGUAAAUGUCGUAAAUCAUAUUGUGUUAACAUAUAUUUGUUUUUUAUAUGUGUCACAAAUGUAUAGAAUAAUAUUACACUUAAUCUUUUAUUCCAAAAAUUAUCAAACUUCUUCUGAACUUAUUUUUAGUUAUUAGUGUUUUAGCUUUUGCGCUGAAUUUUCAAUUUAAAAUGAAAAAAAAAAAAACUAAUUGUUAAAAAAGGUAUAUAGUGUAAAUACAUUUUAUCAUGUCAUUACGAAGGUCGUCGUAAUUUGUUUUCAUAAGUAUAAUUUCGAUUUAUUGUCAUAAGAGGCGACGUGUAAUUGUAUUGUUAAGGCCUCAAUUAAUAUGGGUGUGGUAGACUUGAGAUAUUUUUUUUCGUAUUUGUCAUCAAAAAUUACAUGUAUAUAUCAAAGGUAAAUGUAUUGAUGGCGUUGACUGAUUUUACAUAAUCGUAAUAUAUAUUCAAUUAUUAUAAAACAUGAGGCACAUUUUCUUAUAAAUAAAUAUGAUAUACAAUCAGUAAAAACAUACCUACGUACCAUUACUGAUAAUUUUAUGAAAAAUUAGGUCAAAUAAAUAGUUUAUCUAUGAUAGUCGUUAUAUUUAUAGAAUAAAUUUUAAAUUACAUAAAUAUAUUGAAUGAAUUUUUUUAUUCGUUAUUUUAUUAAAGCCAUUAUGAUAACCAAUGAACGACAAUAAUUCCAAUAUGAACAUUCCAUUUAGAUAUGUCACAAAUUUUUAUUAUAAAUACUUUAUACUAAAAAAUGUUUAGUUCAUGUAUUCAAUCCAAUCAAUUUUAAUGUUUAAAACUGUAUUUUCGUUAGUUCUUUAUCUUUUUGCAAAAAAAUAUUGUUUUAGUGUUAUGGAUCACCAAAUUGGCCAGUUUAGAACUAUCUUUAACCCCAGAUGCUAGUGGUGUUAUUGACCUUUCUCUGUGAGUGGAUGUGACAAUAUAUUCUGAACCAAUUUCCAUGUAUUUUUUAGAAAAUUAAUUUCAUUUGGAUCAUAUUAGAGGGCAAUUGGUUUGACUGUUACUAGAUAAUGCAUUGAUAUUUAAUAAUAUUUCAAUAAUAUUUAUGUUUAUCAAUAUAAUUAUUAGAUAUUAUCAGAGUUUCUUGAAUGUUAUUAGGAAACGUGUCAGAUGCGUGUAUUGAUAUGUAUAUAUGAUAGUAUAGGCACACUAAAUCAAUUUCUACAAUUAUGAUAUGUCGAUAAUAUAUAGUAGUAAGCUUAAUUAGUAACAAGCAAAUAAAAAGUUUAGAUAAGUCGGCAGAAAUUUGUUUUUGUCGUAAGAUAAUAUCGAUGUUUUUGGAUUAUCGUUUUCCAACAUAAUUUUAACUAAAACUGUAA
Molecule: messenger RNA, 3987 nt
Organism: Galleria mellonella (greater wax moth)
Lineage: Eukaryota; Metazoa; Arthropoda; Insecta; Lepidoptera; Pyralidae
Gene: Patj
Product: patj homolog
Exons: 16
Coding region: 173-2548 (791 amino acids)
Molecular function (GO): protein binding
Source: RefSeq, a predicted model, not a curated record